AUGAAAAUGCAGGAAGAGGCCGAAAGUCCCACCGGGUCACCGGGUCCUUCGAAUUCCAAAAAGCGACGGUAUGCUCGUUCCCAGCCCCUGGACCGCGUCUCUGCUCAAUCAGGCUACUUACAGCGUCUAGAUUGUACAUUCACAUCCACGCGAGGGCAGCGUAUGUCCGGUGCCCCGCGAACGAAAAUCCUCGAAGAUCGGCUGCGUCGAGCAAGAGCACUAAUAACCCGAUUUCAAGCUCAGUACCCGUCGGCCCAGCUCAAUCUAGAGGUCAACAGCAUAUUCGAUUCUCCGCCUGGAUCCCCCGCUUCCACCGAUGCAGAGGGCACAGGCCCGCUCGAUGUGACCUCUGAGGACCACUUGGAGAACAUGUUGGACGGUAAAGGCCGGAUCACAUCUACCAAAAACUCGACAGAGUACUAUGGCGGCGGCUCUGGAUUUGCGUUCCUUCAACAGACGCAGCUGCUGUUCCAUCAAGACUCGCCCACAACAGGGCUUCGAAACGGUACCCAUCUGUCUCUUGAUGCCAUGUCCAGACUCUUCGAUUCGCCACUUCCAGAUAAACAGGCACUCGCAACAGAUAUUCCCAUCUCGAAGCUAUUGCCUUCCAGACAAGCAGCUACAGAGCUGCUGCAUGCCGUUUUUGGACAGACCUAUCAAUUGCUACAGUUUCUCCAUGAACCCACCUUUCAGAAGCAGACGGACCGAAUCUACAAUCUCGAUCCAAUGGACUUCGAAGAUUCCGACCAUGAUUUCCUACCACUCUUCUACUCCGUAACUGCUCUCGGGUACCUGUUUCAUCAGAAAAUGCAUCACAGAUAUGGCUGCAAGGGCGCCGUCAACCAAGCAAUGCGACAUUUUAUUGCGUCUCGCCGCAUGGUCGACCUCGAGCGUUGUCGCGAUAUUUCAACCCUCCAGACACUGCUCUGUUUCAUCCUUUUCUUGAUUUCGACGGCACGUCUUGCCACAGCUCACACCUUCAUCGGCCUGGCGGUCGCAGCGGCCCUGAGAAUGGGACUACACUCUCAAGCCUCCUGCGAAGGGCUGUCUCACCUAGGGAAAGAUAUCCGGCGCCGAACAUUCUGGACGAUCGUCAAGCUUGACAUCUACAGUGGUACAGUUCUGGGGCUCCCAGGGAUGAUUAGGCUUGACUAUGUGGAUCAACCCAAGCCGAGUGGCCACAUCCGUGAAUAUGCCAACGAGGACUGGGGUGGAGUUGUUUCUUUGAGCACCAGGCGGAUGUUUGCAGCUUCAGCGAAAUAUCUAGAGAUCCUCAUGAUCUUGAGCAAGGUGGUGCAAAAACUAUACCCAAAGACUGAUUCAGAGGCUCAAGGUGUGAGCGAAUCGAAGAAGAUCUAUGUCAGCAACAACACAAUCCUCGAAAUUGAAAGCGAGUUCGAGGCUUGGAGGGACGGGCUUUCUGACUCACUUGGCUUGACCAAAGACAACAAUAAUGCAAGCAGCAUCGUUUACGAGUUGGAGAUGGUGCACAAUUUCGGCUAUAUACUCCUUUAUCGGCCAUUUCUGCAUUACCUGGCCAAGGCCAAAAGUGAGAAUCCGCCAGAUGGGCGACUGUUACGGUGUGCAGCGUGCUGCGUUAAGAUAUCUCGUCUCACCAUCUCGCGCUCGAAUGAGAUGCUCCAAAAAGGGUUCCUUGCUCCAGCCGCGUGGCAGUCAGUGUACACGGUGUUUUUGUCACUUGUCACCCUGAUAUUCUUUCUGGCUACACAGCACGGCAAUAUGGACUACGCCGUCAUCCAGAAGGAAACCGAAAUAGGAGUGCGCAUCCUGGCCAGGACAUCCUGCCAGGACAUCGGUUCAAGAAGAUGUCUAGAUGUUCUAAGGGUGCUUACCAGAAGGCUUUCGCACAUGAUCAAUCUAGACAUUGAUGAGAUCUCGGCGGGCGUUCAGCUAUACUGUCAAGAUAGCUCUGGAGACGCGGCCGUGCCGAAGCCACGAUCAUCUUCUGGUGACGCUGACCUUAGAUUGCCGGACGGUUUCGCUGGAAUGGGCCCGAAUGAGGCAUUGGGUCUUCCGGGCAAUCAACAGUUCAUGUUCCAGCCUCCAUCUGCGAGUCUUCAAGGUCCUCCAUUGCACAGUCUGCUCAAUGCUACACCAAUCUAUCCUCCCGAGGCAAUCUCUUACCCCGUCCAAACGCCAAUUUGGGAACAGGCAGCAGGAUGGCAGAACGGGGGAAGCAGUCCCUAUCUCACAAGGACAUCCUUGAGACAGACAUCCCCUCCACCGUCCGUGGGCGUCGCUGAAUCCCUUACACAUUCGGACAUGGAGGUGCCAUACACUGACGGCUUCGCUUGGCCGUUCCAGAUGACAGCACAUAUGGCGAAUGGACGUCACAACAGCACCGAUGGAUCCCAACCACAACCAGAACCUCAUGGACUUACUCCACAAGACAUUGCUGCCUUUAUGCGCAUCAACCCAGGGGAUGAACCAUUUCUUUAG
Fonsecaea nubica is the source of this 2460-nucleotide messenger RNA. RefSeq lists its product as hypothetical. The coding region runs from base 1 to 2460 and encodes 819 amino acids. Gene Ontology annotation, biological process: DNA-templated transcription; positive regulation of transcription by RNA polymerase II. The transcript has 5 exons. The record is from RefSeq and is a predicted model, not a curated record. Gene Ontology annotation, cellular component: nucleus. NCBI's taxonomy places the organism in Eukaryota, Fungi, Ascomycota, Eurotiomycetes, Chaetothyriales, Herpotrichiellaceae. Gene Ontology annotation, molecular function: zinc ion binding; sequence-specific DNA binding.